AUGAGCAUCAACAUCGAGAGACUCCAAAGCGAAGAUGAAGUCGCGUUUAAGCUGAAGGGAGAAAUUGCAACCAUCGAAAAGGAAAUAAAAAGUUGGUUCAUAAAGAGGAGACUGAACAUGGAGUUGAACUAUUCGCUACAUAACCUAUUCGCAAACUACAACAUUGUUGGAUUGUCCAUUAAUAAAAAUAUCGACGUGAAGGAGAAGAUGUUGUGGCAUGAUAUAGUCAAUGGGAAACCCACUCUGGAAGACACACUUAGUAUGGAUGCAAAAGAAUACAAAGCAGAUAUGUACAGCAAGAUGUGGGACAACAGCACCACUACAGAAAAUCCAUGUAGACUAGUUGGGUCGAUUUUUUUCAGAUGCUUAAAAAAUAAUUACCACUUAACAGAAACAGAACGAGAAGGUACGUGUAUGCACAGCUUUGUAAACUUCACUAAUUGUAGGAAGGCGCUGAAAUUGCAACAGGCGAACAAUAUAAAAACUGCCCUCAUGAAGCAGAAUGCGGAGGACAACCAUGCGAAGGCUCUCUUUGAGCGAAGGAGUGCUCUAUUGGAGAAGCUGGAGACCCGCAGUACCUAG
Messenger RNA from Plasmodium knowlesi strain H, 582 nucleotides. RefSeq lists its product as uncharacterized. The transcript has a single exon. Lineage: Eukaryota; Apicomplexa; Aconoidasida; Haemosporida; Plasmodiidae. The record is from RefSeq and is a predicted model, not a curated record. The coding region runs from base 1 to 582 and encodes 193 amino acids.